This is a messenger RNA of Puccinia triticina, 597 nucleotides long. RefSeq lists its product as uncharacterized. The transcript is spliced from 3 exons. Gene Ontology annotation, cellular component: mitochondrial inner membrane peptidase complex; membrane. Gene Ontology annotation, molecular function: serine-type endopeptidase activity. The record is from RefSeq and is a predicted model, not a curated record. The coding region runs from base 1 to 597 and encodes 198 amino acids. Lineage: Eukaryota; Fungi; Basidiomycota; Pucciniomycetes; Pucciniales; Pucciniaceae.
AUGAGCGGGGCUUCCACCUUCAAGACCACCCUACAUCUAAUCAAACGCGCUGUUCAAGUGACCGCGGGCGUGACCCUGUUUAAAGACAAAGUGGGGGAUCUCCGAUGGUGCGAAGGUGGGUCGAUGCUACCGACUCUGAACGUGACGGGAGAUUUACUGCUCCAGAUCCCGCUUUCGUCGGUCUUUAACUUCAGCUUGCGGAGAGACCGAGAGACAGAGAAGUCAAGCCAAGCCCUACGGAUGAGCGAGCCGACAACGAGUAGAUUGAACUUGAACAGGGGGGACUUGGUCAACUUUACCUCGCCCCUUAAUCCCUCCGUUUUGGCUUGUAAAAGGAUCCUUGGACUGCCUGGGGAUAAGAUCCUUGUCGAUGAUCACCCUCACAGUUUUAACCCUACUCCCGAUCUCCUUAAUACUCCAGGAUACGACUAUCAGUACUCUCGAAAAUCACUCUUGACUAUCCCUGAAGGCCAUCUGUGGCUACAAGGCGAUAACUAUGCCGUCAGUAUUGAUUCUCGUACGUACGGCCCCGUCCCUAUCGGCUUGGUCUCCGGUAAGAUUGUCGCUCGAGUCAGUGUUCUCUUCCUUCCUUUGUGA